This is a messenger RNA of Penicillium paradoxum, 879 nucleotides long. Its product is annotated as Ac45/VOA1 transmembrane domain-containing protein. Gene Ontology annotation, cellular component: endoplasmic reticulum membrane. The record is from RefSeq and is a predicted model, not a curated record. Bases 1 to 879 code for a protein of 292 amino acids. The transcript is spliced from 5 exons. Lineage: Eukaryota; Fungi; Ascomycota; Eurotiomycetes; Eurotiales; Aspergillaceae. Gene Ontology annotation, biological process: fungal-type cell wall biogenesis; (1->6)-beta-D-glucan biosynthetic process.
AUGUAUCUCAGCAGGUUUGGGCUAUUGGCCCUCGGAGCAGCUGCUGUUAAUGCUUUCAGAGAUACCUCGCCUUUUUUCCUAGCCUCAACUUCUGAGGUCCUGACGAACUCCGCUUAUAUCCAGUCUGGGGCUUCACUCCUUGAGAACCUAUACUCAUCUCUCACUACCUGUCCCUCCGAUUAUUAUGUCGUUGUGUAUCAGCCCGGUGUGCACAGCUCCGACUUCUCGACGCGCAAGUCGGCACCCCGCUUGGGUGCGAAGGUGCUCGGGAAAGACAGGUCGAUCAGAUCUAAAAUGAGCGUCAACGAGGUUGCUGGCUCAAUAGACCCCAAAGAGAUCAAGAGCUUUUUGGAGGAGAAGUGCAAGGCCCAGACUACUGCUGUGGACGCUGUUUCUGGAUCGUACCCAUCAUACUUUGAACAUGGCCCCCGAAUCAUCGAUGUUGAAUUCCCCAUGCUAUCGCUCGGCUCGGACCGUGCACAGCAGCUUUCUGGAUUCGAUGGCUUCCUUGCCGAUGUCGUUGAUCGAAUUCCUUCCUCCUCAAAGUAUACCAUUCUUUACAUCACCUCGCCAAGAGAGUUCCCAGAGACAGACUCCGUUAUCUACGAAGCCUCCGAGGAUUCAUACCAAGAGACAAUCCACAUGGGUCUGAAGCGUGACUACUCCGCCCAUGGUAGUACUUCAGCCCCAUCAAAUAAGUCCACUUCCCUUUUCGGAGAGUAUCAAUACUUCACUCCAGGAAUUUUCAUGGGCCUUAUGGCUACCUUCUUAUUCCUCGCAAUCUUGUACAUUGGCAUCAAUGCCCUGAGCAGUCUCGAGAUUCCUUAUGCUGCAUUUGAGAAGGACACCUCAGCUGCUGUGCAAAAGAAAGCACAGUAA